This is a messenger RNA of Colletotrichum truncatum, 1506 nucleotides long. Its product is annotated as ankyrin repeat protein. The record is from RefSeq and is a predicted model, not a curated record. Gene Ontology annotation, molecular function: protein binding. NCBI's taxonomy places the organism in Eukaryota, Fungi, Ascomycota, Sordariomycetes, Glomerellales, Glomerellaceae. Gene Ontology annotation, cellular component: nucleus; cytoplasm.
AUGCCGAGCAUCCCUUUGGAAGUUGCGUGGCAUAUCUACAGCCAGUGCGAUCUUCACACACAGUCAGUCUUCCCAUGCUGUUCUCGCGCCUGGCACACGUUUUUCAAUCCAAUUCUUUAUCGGGAUAACGUCAGACACCAUGGUUCCUCGUCUGUGUUCAAGGCAAUAGCGAAAUGCAAGGAUGAAACCAUUACCCUCGCAACUCUCAGAGCUGCGCAUAAGGGAGGGGCAAGCUUUAACAUAUCCACACCAAUGGUCCUGCCGGAACUGUGCAGCAACACCUUCUUCUCUGUUACUCCCUUGUAUCUGGCUGCGUCCCUGGGUCGAGGGCAGAUCGUUACUUUCCUCCUUGAUCACGGCGCCGAUAUUGACGGCGUUUUAGACUACCAACUCAGGACUCCGCUAUUCAUAUCACUAAUCAAUAAGGAUGCGGCAACUUCGAUGAUCCUCUUGCGUCGCGGGGCUUGUCUUGAGUCAAGUAGUUUCGGCAUCAACGCGCUGCAUCAAGCUGCCGCCGCUGGGCUCAAAGACGUUGUAACCUAUCUCGUAGACGAGAGGGGUCUCGACAUUGACGAAGGUGAUAGCAACGGCGACACUCCCCUGAUUCACUCCUUGCUCUCUCCCACUCCGGACGACAUCAUUCUGCAUCUUAAGAAUCACAACGUAGACAUUAACAAGCCGACCAGCAUAGACAUGUGGCACGUGACGCCCCUCAGCAUGGCGUGUGAGGAGGGCAUGUUUGCGGUUGCCCGCAGCCUCUUGGAAGCUGGAGCAGAUGCCACAGGGAGCGGGGACACUUUGGUCGACGGCGCGGAUCCAUAUUUCGGCCUCUUCGUACAGUUUCCGCUCGAGCUAGCUCUACUCGCGACAACUGAGCGGGCAGAAGGCAGGACAUUAGCCCAAAAAAGGCGUCUUCUUGAGCAACUACUAAAGUCGGGUGCGGACCCAAACGUGAUGGUCUGCAUAUCUGAACGUUCUAACUGGACUGGGCCGUUGCUACUGAAGCUGAUCCGUAUGAAGCGAAGAUGGGAGGCUGAGUUUCUGCUGUCGACAGGACUCGUGGAUAUCGACAAAUGCGACUCGAGAGGGGUCACAAGCCUCACCUGGGCGCUUUCGACCUCCCACGGUGAUUCUCGCAUGGCGUCUGCCUUGCUGCGGCGGGGUGCGAGGCCGGAUCCGGCGGCUUUGCGGAGGGUGAUUACGAAAGUUGGACUUUUAAGCCAAGCCACCAAUUACUGGGGACUGGUAACUAUCCUGACCAGAGAGCCCAAACUUCUGACGGUUUUCCAAAUUCUAUAUGGCUAUUGCUUCCAUACGUCGCUAAGGGGCAGAAACCCUACUGCAUCAUCGUUUCUGCGGGAGUCACCAAGGCCAGUCAUUCGCCUCAUCACGGAGAUGCUUAAGAAGAACGUUACCCUAUCCAGGGCGGGGCUUUUGAAGGUGCUAUCGUUACAACCAGAACGGGAUUUAGGCGGAGGACCAAUCAUCGCUGGGCUAUUUGCCUAG